Messenger RNA from Lymnaea stagnalis (great pond snail), 325 nucleotides. Lineage: Eukaryota; Metazoa; Mollusca; Gastropoda; Lymnaeidae. The record is from the annotation of a GenBank genome assembly.
GUCCUAUCAACUUGAGCAAUACAUCAACGCCUGACCUCACAGAACUCAUCAAUCUGGUAAAGCCUUCGGAAUCCAACAAUAGAGCUCAUGUGUCCUCGGACAACAAUAGUCACUAUUCCACUGCAGAACAAUCCCAGUACCACUCAUCUCUGGGCACCCACUUGCCAGUUAGUUUAAACAGCAGUGACCUCAUGACCACUAGUGACAGCUUGACCAAACCCUCGGUUAUUCAGCUCCAUUCAGGAUCAGCUCAGAUAUCUUCCAUUUCACAGCCCUACAACACUGCCAAUGUUGUCUCAGCUGACCUGGAUGCCUUGAAUGUUUC